Oncorhynchus nerka (sockeye salmon) is the source of this 5267-nucleotide messenger RNA. Its product is annotated as NGFI-A-binding protein 1-like. Gene Ontology annotation, cellular component: nucleus. Gene Ontology annotation, molecular function: transcription coregulator activity; transcription factor binding. The transcript has 7 exons. Lineage: Eukaryota; Metazoa; Chordata; Actinopteri; Salmoniformes; Salmonidae. Bases 1379 to 2890 code for a protein of 503 amino acids. Gene Ontology annotation, biological process: negative regulation of DNA-templated transcription. The record is from RefSeq and is a predicted model, not a curated record.
ACUGGUCCUAUUUAUGCCUGCGGUGUGGACACUCCAACAUGCUAGGACAUGAUGGGACCAAACAGCUGCCACGUUCAGCAGGGCAUCAUGGGACUGUUGUAGUACUGUAGCAGCAUCCUUUUAUUAAUUUGCACUGUACACGUGACAGUGGUGCACUGAUGAAAUAGCUGCACAUGGUAAUAAUCAUGCUGAUCAUUAGAAUGAUAGGUGUGAUAUGGUGUAGGCCUGCAUGAUCUUUUAGGAACACUCCAGGAUAUACAGUCACCAGGGUCAUAUUGUUAAGUUGGUGGAAAACGUUUUUAAAACAGUGUAAGUGGUAGCCUCGGCCUACUACCUGUAUGUGUCAGAUUAGAGCUCAGAUUGUCGCGUUCCAUUGCAAACAGUUUUGCUGCGGUGGCUGUGUGCCCUACUAAGCAUGACCCGGGAUGUCCUGCAGAGUGAGGGAAAAGUGCCCCGUGGGACACAGUGAGAGGCUUUUGUCUCUACCGUCAUCAAUACAACCAUACAUGACGCCCACAGGGCCAGCCUCUAGCCCACAGCCCACACCAGCCCCAGCCUUAGCCUGCAGGAGGCACACCAGGGGAGCUCAGAGCCAUGGUUACUCCCACCCCAAUACCCGGUUGGGCAGCAAAGCCGUAGGAUCCAAGGAGCAAGGACAGUGUUGAGGAGUAGAACGACUCCCCAGCCCACAGCCAUUUAGGCCUAAGUAGUGGUUCCCUGAGGACUAAGCAGUCGACUUAACAUUUCCGCACUUCAAUAAUUGGUAUGUCAGUUUCUUGUCAAGUGCAGAGAGAGAUAAACAGACUCAUCCUUUUGGAUGAGUCUGUUUAUAUGAUAAGUACUGUAAAGUAAAGUACAUGUGAGGCAAACUAUGUUGCUGAGGUUUUGUGACUGAGUCAGGGACUUGAUUUGCGGGUGGGCGUGUGAGUGGGGGGGAUCCUAAUCCCUAGCGUCUGCUGUUGUUUUUCAUGCCUGUUGGGUUGAGAUCAAAAACUUAGCGGCAAUAAUCAUGCAAAAUUGUCUGGCUUUCGCUUCAAAGAGAACACCAACAUAAGUUUUACUCCUUUUCUUGUUUGCGUAGUUUGUUUCAUCAGUUCUACUCGUUUUUAUAAAGGGAACCGGGUUAUGUUUGAUAGACUGAGGAUACAAUACAAUGUCUCUGAAAUAAAUGAUAAUAUUAAACCGUCAUUUAAGAGCACGAGUCUAGACUUGGCAUCUGUGUGAGGUGAUAUUUCCCCUGCGUUAGCAGUUUGAGCUCCAACACCAUCAGGGCUGGUGCACAGUGGGGAAGAUGGCCGAAGACCGGCAGAAGUGGAGAGCCUUUGUUGCUGCCCUAUGAGCCAGCCCAGUCGUGAUGGGGAUAAGUGAGUGAGUGGGCAUGGCGGCAGCGUUGCCCAGAACACUGGGGGAGCUGCAGCUCUACCGAAUCCUCCAGAGGGCCAACCUGCUGUACUACUACGAGGCCUUCAUCCAGCAGGGAGGAGAUGACGUGCAGCAGCUCUGUGAGGCCGGGGAGGAGGAGUUCCUAGAGAUUAUGGCUCUGGUGGGCAUGGCUAGCAAGCCCCUGCACGUCCGGAGGCUCCAGAAAUCCCUGCGAGACUGGGUCACCAAUCCAACGUUGUUUAAUCAGCCCCUGACAUCUGUACCGGUGUGUAGUAUACCAGUCUAUAAGUUACCCGAGGGGUCACCCACGUCAGUCGGCGCGGAGCGAGGGGGUAACAACAGCGCCCGUGGCGAGACCCAUGUCAAGGUUCCCAAAAUCAUAGCUGCGACAUGUCUGGAUCCAGGAAAGCUGGAAGUGGCCAGGGACAGAGUGUCAGGGGGGUCUCCACUGCAGAGCGGCAGCGAGGGGCGCUUCUGGUCGGGUCACAGCAACGACAGCGAACAGAGCCUCUCUCCGUCCGACCGGGGGUCUCCGUCGUCCCCCCGAGAGGGUCUGGAGGCACUUGACGCUGCAGCUUUGCAGUCUGUCCUGGAGUGUGUGGACCGGAUAACCCCGGCCCUGUCCAAGAGCGACCCCACAGAGGUCAAAGAGCAGCUGAAGACCAAUAAGAAACUUGCUAAGAUGAUUAGCCACAUCUUUGAUAUGAGUGAUGAUGAUCCAAGGAGAGCGGAGGAGGUCAGGAAGUAUAGCGCCAUCUACGGACGCUUCGACUCGAAGAGGAGGGACGGCAAACAACUGACGCUUCAUGAGCUGACAGUGAACGAAGCAGCAGCCCAGCUGUGUAUGAGAGACGUGGUGCUACUGACCCGUAGAGACGAGCUGUUUGGUCUGGCCAGGCAGAUCUCCAGAGAGGUCACCUACAAAUACACCUACAGGACCAGCAAGUCUCGCUGCGGCGACAGAGAUGAGCCGUCUCCUAAAAGAAUCAAGACAGAGGAGAACUUCUUUGACAUCCAGGAGGCUCUGCAGGCCAUCCACAUGAGACAGGGCAUACUGAGAGAACAGCUAGCCUGCGCCAAGUCCAAAGGAGAGGAGAUAGUUGGGAGAAACCUUCAGGUGCAGUUGGACCGUCUGUUAGCCAGACAGAUGGAGAUCCUCCAUGAUGCCGCGGUACAGGAGAGGUUACACGCUCUGGACUGGAGGAUACCUGCAGGGGCUUUGAAAUACCUCAGCGAGGCUCCAGGCACCAACGGCACGUCGGUAGACAAAAGCACAGAGCACCAAGGUAACGACGAGCGACCAAUGAACUUGCGGGUGCCCAGUAAGAGUGUGGCGGAGGGGGAGCUUCCCCUGGGGAAGCAGCUAGCCAAUGAGCUCAAACGAUUCCAUAACAACCAUAACACAGAUGAGGCCAAAGCACCAGCAACAGAAAAUGGAUCCUCGCAUCAAGCGCCCAACCACACUGACAGAAAGACCAUCAAAUCAGAACCAGAGGAUUCCACAUAGUGCCUCCCAUCUUUCGUCUGUUUCCCCAUGCGGUUUUAGUCGUCAUUUACACUUUUUACACUAAGCAUCUAUCUCAGUCAAAUCAAUGGAUACUAAAGCAAGCACAGCCACAGUAGAGCCUUAACAAACCAACGUUGCCUCAAAAAUUUAUUUUCUUUCAUUUUGUCUAAGGUUUUUGCCAAAGCGUCUAGAGUAGAGCAUAGAUUCAGUCACGGGGAAAACUGAACGAGGAUGUCCUUUCACAGGAUAACUUUCAUGCUGUAUAGGCCUUUAUGUAUUUAUUGAUUGAUGUGCAUGAUAUUAUUUAAGAAUGAAGGGUCGGGAAAGUAGCCUUGUACCACAAUCCUGAUCUCCUGAGCUUACAUUCUGUUUCGCUACAUGAAUUUGAAUGAAGUUAAGUGAAACAAGAGCGCAGCGGUCAGGAUGGUCAGGAUAUGAAAAAGAACAAAAAAAUACCCCAAGGUAUUUUUGGCUUGUCGUGUUCGAUCGGUGGGUAACUGAUGUACUGUAAAGAAUACAGUAGGAUUCUGUUUUAAUCAGAGGUGGAAAGAGAGCUAUCUGGAGAGGAGAAAUUAUAGUUUUGCAUCAUCCUACUGUAUGUACUGUAUGUAUUUAUGAGUGGUACUGUAAAUUAAACUGAGGCUGCAUCAUUUUUUGUGUAUAGAUCUCCAGUUAGAGUUCAGAUCAGUGUUAUGGGAUAGGUUGGCCCGGAGAUGGACUGGGACCAAAAAUCAGCCCUAUCAUUUAAAAAAAACUUUGAUGCCCCCACACCGGCCCAUUUCUUUCCUCAAGGCCCCCAUAAACAGCCCAUUUUUUCCCCAUGAUAAUUGUGCACAAAAAAACUGUUUAGACAGGCACACUAGUCACAAAAAAAUGACCAGCCCAUCUGGCAUUUGCCCGAAAUGCCAGAUGGCCAGUCUGCCCGUGGGUUGGCCUAGACAAAUCGAGUUUCCUUGAUAAGUCUGUCAAACACAUGAUGUUGUACUGUAAGAAUGCACAUUUGAACCUCAACACAACAUUAAUUGAGUUACCCAUUGUAUUGAGUAGGGCCCCUGGUCUGUUAUUAGGGCUGGGAAUUGCCAGGGACCUCACGAUAUGAUAUUAUCACGAUACUUAGGUGCCAAUUCGAUAUGUAUUGUGAUUUGAUACUGCAGAGCCAUGAAAGCCAUGAAAAAAUGUGUUUUGAUCAGUCAUGUGAAUAAAAGUGCCGAAAGGAUGUUAGCUCACCAUUUUAAAAGAAGAUAGAUUACAAGCUAUAGAAGGGACGGCAGGGUAGCCUAUAGUGGUUAGAGUGUUGGACUAGUAACCGAAAGGUUGCAAGUUCGAAUCCCUGAGCUGACCCUGAGCUGUCGUUCUGCCCCUGAACAGGCAGUUAACCCACUGUUCCUAGGCCGUUACUGAAAAUAAGAAUUUGUUCUUAACUGACUUGCCUAGUAAAAUAAAAAGGGGAAAUACUGGAGUUUUUGCGCAUGUACAGCUAACAAGCACAAAAAUAACAUUGUGAGAUUGUCCAAAAUAAUAUUGCGAUAUAUUGUCAAAAAGAAUAUUUCCUGAUAUGUAACUUCUUGAUUUCUUCCCCGUUAUAUUGUUGCGCUCCAGAAAGUUGUGUUUUAAUACAUAUCUCACUUGUUGGACCGACAGGGCCACUUCGGCCUGUACUAUUACAAGAAUAUUUGCCUAAUCCCAAAAGCAGAGUUUUGUCAGUGUAAUGUUGGUGUCAAUCUCAGUACUGUGUUUAUGUGUGUAGAGCAAAAACCGAAUAACUGUUGUUAGAGAAAACAAGUGAAAGUGUCUGGUAUCAUAAGAUGUUCAUGUUACACAGCCUCGUAGUCUUAGAUCCUACCAGUGUUUCAGCUGUGACCACCAAUGUAUAAUUCAAGAUGUUUGUAUGUUAGAAUUAGCUCUCAGAUGGUUGUUUAAUGUUGUGUUUCCAAAUGUGUAAAUCUGUCUUGCUAUAGAGUCUGUUUGUCUUUUUUGGCGUCACCGCAGUCACAACAGUUUUGUAAUAAUAGUCUCUUUAGGUCAAAUAGACUGCAACAAAUGCAAUACUUUUGUAAGUACUGUUUAAGUACUAAGUACAUACUUUCUGGGCCCACUGUCUGCUCUGUUCUGUGCUAGGUGACUUCUCCUGUCCUCUGUACUGGUUUAGUUUAAUCAGUGUCAUGUAAUGUUCACAGACCAACGCAUGUCCAGCAGUGUGAUAGACAGCCAAGAUGUUGAUAGUACAUUGAUUCGUGUUCUUAUCACUGUUAUCGUAAGUCAUCGAGUUAGCCCAGGCUUGCCUACACAGUAGAUAUGCACCUGUUUUUUUUAAACACUAAUAUAUUUUAUUUGUUAUACAGCACAUAAACAUUAUUAAACUUUAUUUUUUAUGGUG